AUGGACAACGAACUCAAAUUCUACAUGCUGAAAAACACCAAAACGAUGGGACACCGGGAGUUCGAGAAGCAAAUUCUCCCACAGUUGCAGGCAAAAUUCCCUGGGCUAAGCGGUGUGAAGGAGGUCUGA
Messenger RNA from Ramularia collo-cygni, 129 nucleotides. RefSeq lists its product as uncharacterized. Lineage: Eukaryota; Fungi; Ascomycota; Dothideomycetes; Mycosphaerellales; Mycosphaerellaceae. The transcript is spliced from 2 exons. The record is from RefSeq and is a predicted model, not a curated record. The coding region runs from base 1 to 129 and encodes 42 amino acids.